AUGAAGAAAUGUGAUAAUGAUAGAAUAGCUUAAUAAAUCUAUGCUAGCUAGAUGUUAAAGUUGUAAGGUAAAAUAUUAGAAAAGAAAUUGGCCAAAAAUAGUUCCAAGAAUUAAAUAGAAACCUAAUCUUAAAAUAUUUCUAAUAACAAUAGUCCUGCCGUUGGAAGAUAAAAGUCAUAUGAGAACCUUUAAAAAGUCAACAAAACCUUUAUUAAUUAACCGCCUUCAUAGUAGAAGUUGGGAAGUAUUUUGAAUGUAAUCAGUGGUUCAUAACAAAUGCACAAAUAAUCAAAGUAUUCCAUCAACAACGAAUUGAUUGAAACAGUCAAAAUAUCGAAUUAAUUACGCAAAAAUUAAUCGAUGAUACAUAUUGAUUAAUAGUCUCCUGCUCUAACUAAAAAUUAUUCAUUUCAUCAUUCAGUUAAAAAUAAAAUCAAUAGCAACAGUGUAUCCAGUGACUAGUCUUAAAUUCAAAAAGUUAAGGAAAAAAUUAAAUUUUUAUUAUAAGAAAGGGAUUAAAAUUUACCUUAAGAUGCUAAAGAAUUGACUUUUAUGACCUAAUUCAAUUAAAUUUUAAACUAAUUAGUAGUAACCUUGUUUCAAGAAUCUAAUUUGUAAAACUCAUAACCAUAGUUAAAUUUGCCAUAUUCAAGUUAAGAUACAUUCUAAGCCAUUUAGAUUGAUCAUUUUUUUAAAAGAUAAAUUUAAAUAUUGUAAUAAUCCUAUCAGUUACAAUAAGAGAAAAAGAAAUUGGAAAAUGCAUUAUUACAAGUAAAAAAGAAGUGUGAAGCAUUAAUGUAGGAAAACGAAUAACUAAAUGUCAAUUCAAUUUAAUAAAAUGAUUUAAUAGGGUAAAUGAAAUAAUAAAUUGAAGAUUUAAUAAAUAACAAAGAAAACAUGCAAUUACAAUCAGGUAUCCUAAUAAAAUUAAAAUAGAAACACAAGAAUUGAAGUAUCUCAUAUAAGGAUAAUUCUAAGCAAUCUAGAAGUUAUUAUAAAGGGAACAAUUAAUGAAAGUGUUUUUAAAAAGAGUUGGAGACAGUUCAAUUAUAGAGUAAGAAUAACUUAAAAAUAUCAAUAGAAUGUUUGAACAAUUCAUAUCUAAUGCUGAAAAUAUCAAUCCUGAUGAUACAGAUGGAAAUUUGAAUAUUGAUAUGUUACCAUAACAGAAAUAGAAGAAUUCAUACAAGAAUGUCUAAUAAAAAGAGUAGUUACAAAUAACAGAUAAGAUUAUUCAAUAAUACGAGAAAAGUUAUAAACAAUUAGAUUUAUGUGAUUCUCUUUUGGCUGACGAUUCAAGUACUUGAUCAUUUAGUAUAAACUAAGGAGUGAAUGAUUCAGAAGAGAGUAGUUUUGGAUACAUGGGAAAGGAAUAAGCAACAGAAGUUAGUUGUUACUUUACAUAAGCAUAGUAUGCAAUCUUAAUUAAGAUUAUUUUAGGCAAUUCUAAGAAUAACCAUAUAUGAAGAAAGUGAAAUAAUCCAAUAUUAAGGAUAAAUUGAAGAUCAAAAUGAUGGAUAUCCAAUUGGCAUAAGCAGCGUAUCUAAAUCUAUUUAAUAGAAUAGUUAACGAUAAGAGUUUAUGAAAUAAGAGUAAGAAUAAGUAAAUGAAAAGAUUUUACCUGAUGAUAUCAAUAGUGAAGAUGUACUUAAUAUUGUUAUUCAUAGUUUUGA
Molecule: messenger RNA, 1673 nt
Organism: Paramecium octaurelia
Lineage: Eukaryota; Ciliophora; Oligohymenophorea; Peniculida; Parameciidae
Source: the annotation of a GenBank genome assembly